AUGGAUGCGGUGAUGGCGAGAGACGCCUGGGCGUCAAUUCCAUCGAGCCUGCUCCAGGCCGAACUUCAACGACGACGAGACCAGGGCGAGAGACCGCAAUGCGGCGGGCACAACUCGGGAUGGUAUGACACGGCUGCGCAUGUCUUUGCGCUGCUCCUCAUUCUCGUCCUGAGCACGAUUGGUUGCGGCUUUCCGCUACUAUCCCGGAGAGCGACUACGGGGCAUCGACAGAAGACAAUCAUAUUCUACUGCCAGCAUAUCGGCACCGGCGUGCUUCUCGCCACGGCAUUUGUGCACCUGCUGCCGACCGCCUUCUCAUCCCUGACCGACCCAUGCCUGCCGUACUUCUUCAGCCAGGGAUACACUCCUUUCCCAGGGCUCAUUGCCAUGGUCUCCGCCAUUGUCGUUGUGGGAGUCGAAUCAUGGCUGACCGCUCGGGGCGCAGGCCACUCGCAUUCGCAUGCGCACGACUUCUGGGAUGAGAACGACGAGGCUGAAGGCGAUGCGCAAGAGCUGCAUAUGGCCGGCGAGGGCUUAUCCAGCAGGCGCAGCCAUGUGACGGGACGACGACCUGCGGACAUCUCCCUCGACCACUUGGAGGCUGCAGAGGGGCUCAUUGCAGGCGCCUCACCCUUGCCCGAGUCGAGCCCAGCGUUGCAGCGGCGAAGGUCUGCAGACGACGACGACCGAGAAUCGGACCUGGACCUGGACUUGGCGGAACUCGAUCCCGCCCCUCCCGGUGGGAGUGCUCAGAACGGUGCUUACUCUUCACUUGCCAAGCCCAACACACGGCGUGGCGGCGAGACCUCAGAUGGGAACCAGAUACAGUCUCCUGAAGAGCAGAAGCGUCGGAUGCUGCAGUGUCUGUUGCUAGAGGCCGGCAUUCUGUUCCACAGUGUGUUCAUAGGAAUGGCCAUCUCUGUGGCUACCGGCCCAGCCUUUGUCGUCUUCUUAGUCGCUAUCAGCUUCCACCAGUCGUUUGAAGGCAUGGCCCUGGGCAGCCGCAUCGCAGCUAUACAGUUCCCCAAGGGAUCCAUCCGCCCCUGGCUCAUGGUCCUCGCCUACGGAACCACGACGCCCAUCGGCCAGGCAAUCGGCCUCGUCCUGCAGAGGAAAUGGGACCCGAGCAGUGCCACGGGCCUUGUGGUCGUGGGCGUCACAAACGCCAUCUCAUCGGGUCUGCUGCUCUACGCGGGCCUUGUGCAGCUGCUGGCCGAAGACUUCUUGACGGAGAAGAGCUAUCGCAUUUUGAAGGGCAAGAAGCGCGCCCAGGCCUACUUUUCCGUCGUGGCUGGCGCGGCGCUCAUGGCAGCCGUGGGAGCAUUUGCUUAG
This is a messenger RNA of Trichoderma breve, 1332 nucleotides long. Its product is annotated as ZIP zinc transporter domain-containing protein. The record is from RefSeq and is a predicted model, not a curated record. Gene Ontology annotation, biological process: zinc ion transmembrane transport. Bases 1 to 1332 code for a protein of 443 amino acids. Gene Ontology annotation, molecular function: zinc ion transmembrane transporter activity. Gene Ontology annotation, cellular component: plasma membrane. The transcript has 3 exons. NCBI's taxonomy places the organism in Eukaryota, Fungi, Ascomycota, Sordariomycetes, Hypocreales, Hypocreaceae.